This is a messenger RNA of Rhodamnia argentea, 2353 nucleotides long. Its product is annotated as probable methyltransferase PMT15. The record is from RefSeq and is a predicted model, not a curated record. Bases 218 to 2107 code for a protein of 629 amino acids. Gene Ontology annotation, molecular function: methyltransferase activity. Lineage: Eukaryota; Viridiplantae; Streptophyta; Magnoliopsida; Myrtales; Myrtaceae. The transcript has 6 exons. Gene Ontology annotation, cellular component: endosome; trans-Golgi network; cytoplasm.
AGCCGGAGUCUUACGCGCCUAAUUUAUCCCAACUCUCUCUCUCUCUCUCUCUCUAAACCUCCACGUAAGAUUCUUGAAACGUUCAUACGUCCCCCCCUGUCUCUCUCAAAACAGAGCAUCGCGAGUCCGCCAAAUCCAGUUCUUCUUCUUCUUCUUCUUCCUCCUCGCUCAGGUCUUUUUCUUCUUCCUAUCCUUAUACGUUCCCAAUUUGGCAACAAUGGCCAAGACUAGCUCUUGCCCAAACCCUCUGACUUAUUUCGCCACCAAGGCCAACAAGUCCACCCUCUUCUACCUCGUCGCCACCUCCUUCCUCUGCACCCUCUCCUACCUCGCCGCCCUCUGGCGCCGCCCCGGCGACUUCCCCCCCGCCUCUCCGGCCACGAUCUUCCCAUGCACAACUCCAAUCUCCGCCGCCGCCUCCGCCGAUCCCGCUCCUCCGCUGGACUUCUCCGCCCACCACUCGGCGGAUUUCGGGGCGGCGCGCGGGCCCCGCUUCCCGCCGUGUAGCGCCAACUUCAGCGAGUACACCCCCUGCGAGGACGUAGCGCGGUCGCUGAGGUUCGACCGGGAGAUGCUCGUGUACCGGGAGCGGCACUGCCCAGAGGGGGGCAGCGAGCGGCUCCGGUGCCGAGUGCCGGCGCCGCACGGGUACCGGAGGCCUUUCCGGUGGCCGGAGAGCCGCGGGACGGCGUGGUUCGCGAACGUGCCGCACAGGGAGCUGACGGUGGAGAAGAAGAACCAGAACUGGGUCAAGUCCAAAGGCGACAGGUUCUUGUUUCCUGGCGGCGGGACCAUGUUUCCCAACGGCGCUGAUAAGUACAUCGAAGACAUUGGGAAGAUGAUUGAUCUCAGAGACGGGUCUAUAAGAACCGCUCUCGACACUGGUUGUGGGGUGGCAAGCUGGGGCGCUCACUUAUUGUCGCGGAAUAUCCUGGCGAUGUCGUUUGCGCCAAGGGACACCCAUGAAGCUCAGGUCCAGUUUGCUCUUGAGCGCGGCGUCCCCGCGCUGAUCGGGGUCCUCGCCUCCAUCAGGAUUCCUUACCCGUCGAGAGCUUUCGACAUGGCUCAUUGCUCUCGCUGCCUCAUACCUUGGAGCCAACACAAUGGACUGUACUUGAUCGAGAUUGACCGGGUCCUGCGUCCUGGCGGGUACUGGAUCCUAUCUGGCCCGCCGAUAAACUGGGAAAGGCAUUGGAAAGGAUGGGAGCGAACAACCGAAGAUCUUAAGGCAGAACAGGCUUCGAUCGAGACUUUAGCCCGUCGCUUGUGCUGGAAAAAGUUGAAGCAGAAAGAAGACAUUGCAAUAUGGCGAAAGCCAACCAACCAUGUUCACUGCAAAAUCAACCGGAAGGUGUUCAAGUUCCCAAGUUUCUGCCGGUCACAAGAUCCGGAUAUGGCCUGGUACACAAAAAUGGAAGCUUGUUUGACCCCACUGCCUGAUGUGGCGGACAACAACAUUAAGGCAGUGGCAGGAGGCGAGCUAGCGAGAUGGCCCAAGAGGCUAAUCUCGGUGCCCCCCAGGAUCAGCAGCGGCAGUGUGGGAGGAAUCACGGGGGAGAUGUUUAUGGAGAACAUUGCUGUAUGGAAAGCAAGGGUUUCACAUUACAAAUCUCUAGACAAUCAGUUGGCCGAGCCCGGUCGGUACCGCAACUUGCUCGACAUGAACUCUUACCUGGGAGGCUUCGCAGCCGCUCUGGUCGAUGAUCCGCUGUGGGUCAUGAACGUCGUCCCCGUGGAGGCUCACGUGAACACUCUCGGAGUCAUAUACGAGCGCGGGUUGAUCGGGACGUAUCAGAGCUGGUGCGAGGCCAUGUCGACUUAUCCGAGGACUUACGACCUCAUUCACGCCGAUUCGGUCUUUACCCUCUACAAAGACAGAUGCGAGAUGGAAGACAUCUUGUUGGAAAUGGAUAGGAUCUUGCGGCCCGAAGGGGGAAUUAUCUUCCGCGACGACGUGGACGUCUUGGUGAAGAUCAAGAAGGCGCUCGACGGAAUGCAAUAUGAUAGCAGGAUAACGAACCAUGAGAAUGGUCCGCUUGAACGAGAGAAAAUACUCUUCGCAGUUAAGCAGUAUUGGACAUCACCAGCUCCCGGCUCAGACCAGUAAAGGAAAUACAUAGAGACUCCCUUCGACAGGAGUUCCCCAUCUCUUGGCCUGUCCAAAUUUUAAUUCUUUUUCGCCGAUAAAUUUCCGGCAUUUUUUUUUUCUCCUUCAUUGUGAAUAAUCUCGACAGUGAUUGAUUUUUAUCGUCUUUGUGCCGCGCCUUUCGGCAAUUUUCAUGGUGUUCAAGGUUGUAAGAUGCUAAGGGUCCUGGAAAAAUUAAACAUUUGCAAAGAGAUACGACAGCUUUUU